CCUCCAUCCACCCCCAUCGCGAAGGGGGUUGGGGACGCUCCGCCACCCCAGAGCCGGUGGAUUUAUAGACACCACCUCUCCCGACCCCCGCCUGGGAAUGGGAAGCGGAAACAGGUGGACAGUGUCAGUGUCCGGCAGGUGUUCAUUUCACACGGACCUGAAACCAACGUUCGUCUCGAGACCCCGCAUCUCCUCGGGCGGGUCUUCCUCCCUCUACCCCAGUCCUGAGAGUCCUUUAUGAGUGAGGGCGACUGCCGGCUUCCACGGCUUCCACGAUCUCGGCAGAGCAGCUAAAGGGGUUAACGCGAGGUAUCCGUCCCAGCUGCCUAUGCGUUCACAGAGGUCCCCAACUGACGUCCCUCCCCCAGGACCCUCGAACCCCACAGGGCUCCGUCGUGACAUGGCCGAAGCGCACCAGGCCGUGGGCUUCCGAGCCUCGCUGACCCCGGACGGCGCGGAGGCGCAGCUCAGCGCCCCGGUGCUGCAGGACAUCUACCUGUCCGGCCUGCGCUCCUGGAAAAGGACCCUGUCGCGCUUCUGGAAUGACGUUCUCACGGGCGUGUUUCCUGCCAGCCCCCUCAGCUGGCUCUUCCUCUUCAGUGCAAUCCAGCUUGCCUGGUCGGUCCAGCUGGACCCUUCCCUAGGACUGAUGGAGAAGAUAAAAGAGUUGCUGCCAGAUGGGGGUGGACAGUACCACAUGCUCCGAGGGGUCCUGGCCGGUGCACUCUUCGCCUCCUGUCUGUGGGGAGCUCUGAUCUUCACGCUCCACGUGGCCCUGCGGCUGCUUCUGUCCUACCACGGCUGGCUCCAGGAACCCCACGGGGCCAUGUCCUCGCCCACCAAGACCUGGCUGGCCCUGGUCCGCAUCUUCUCCGGCCGCCGCCCGAUGCUCUUCAGUUUCCAGCGCUCGCUGCCGCGCCAGCCCGUGCCCUCGGUGCAGGACACCGUGCGCAAGUACCUAGAGUCUGUCCGGCCCAUCCUCUCCGAGGAGGACUUUGACUGGACGUCGGUCCUGGCGGAAGAAUUCCUGCGGUUGCAAGCGUCGCUGCUGCAGUGGUACCUGCUGCUCAAGUCCUGGUGGGCGUCCAAUUACGUCAGCGACUGGUGGGAAGAGUUCGUGUACCUGCGCUCCCGUAACUCGCUGAUGGUGAACAGCAACUAUUACAUGAUGGACUUCCUGUAUGUCACACCCACGCCACUGCAGGCUGCUCGGGCUGGAAACGCGGUCCACGCCCUCCUGCUGUUUCGCCACCGCCUGAACCGCCAGGAGAUCCCUCCAACUUUGCUGAUGGGAACGCGCCCUUUGUGCUCCGCCCAGUAUGAGAAGAUAUUCAACUCCACGCGGGUUCCCGGGGCCCAGAGAGACUACAUCCGCCACCUCCGGGACAGCCGGCACGUGGCUGUCUUCCACCGGGGCCGAUUCUUCCGCGUGGGGACCCACUCCCGAAAUGGCCUGCUUCCCCCGAGGGCCCUGGAGCAACAGUUUCAGCGAAUCCUGGACGACCCCUCGCCCGCCUGCCCGCAGGAGGAGCAUCUGGCUGCUCUGACCGCUGCUCCCAGGGACACGUGGGCCCAGGUGCGGAGGUCCAUGAAAUCCCAGGCAGCCGAGGCCCUGGAAGCUGUGGUCUGGUUCGAUAAGUCCUUCACCCUGAUCGUCUUCUCCAACGGGAAGCUGGGCCUCAGCGUGGAGCACGCCUGGGCGGACUGCCCCAUUGCAGGGCACAUGUGGGAGUUCACUCUGGCCACGGAAUGCUUUCAGCUGGGCUACUCGACCGAUGGCCACUGCAAGGGACGCCCCGAGCCCACGCUGCCCCAGCCCCAGCGGCUGCAGUGGGACCUGCCGGACCAGAUCCAUCCAUCCAUCACUCUAGCCCUAAGAGGAGCCAAGAUCUUGUCUGAAAACAUCGACUGCCACGUCUUCCCCUUCUCCCACUUCGGCAAGAGCUUCAUCAGACGUUGCCACCUCUCUUCAGACAGCUUUGUCCAGACGGCCUUGCAGCUGGCCUACUUUCGGGACAGGGGUCAGUUCUGCCUGACUUACGAGUCGGCCAUGACUCGCUUGUUCCUGGAAGGCCGGACAGAGACGGUGCGGUCUUGCACGAGGGAGGCCUGCGACUUUGUGAGAGCCAUGGAGGACCAAGAGAAGACAGACCCACAGCGCCUGGUCCUGUUCCGGGUAGCGGUGGACAAGCACCAGGCUCUUCUGAAGGCAGCCAUGAGCGGGCAGGGGGUCGACCGCCACCUCUUCGCACUCUACGUAGUGUCCCGAUUCCUCCACCUGCAGACGCCCUUCCUGGACCAGGUGCACGCGGAGCAGUGGCAGCUGUCCACCAGCCAGAUUCCAGUUCAACAAAUGCACCUGUUUGAUGUCCACAAUUACCCAGACUAUGUUUCCUCCGGUGGCGGUUUCGGGCCCGCGGACGACCAUGGUUAUGGUGUCUCUUAUAUUUUCAUGGGGGAUGACACCAUCACCUUCCACAUCUCCAGCAAAAAAUCAAGCACAAAAACGGACUCCCACCGGCUGGGGCAGCACAUCGAGGACGCACUGCUAGACGUGGCCUCCCUGUUCCAGGCGGGGCUGCAUCUCAAGUGCCGGCCCCGAGGGUUAGGCGAGGAGGACUCGGGCCACGGGUGUGGCUUUCUCUCCAGCCCGACUGGAGGCAUCAAGACGUCCAGGACGCCCACCAACUUCUGACCCUCCCAGCAGGGAGCUGGCCUCCCUGGUAACACGGGUGGAGAUGUCACAGCCAGCCUGGCACAGGACGGGGGCUGCCUGUGGGGCAACCCCACAUCUGGGCCAAUAAAGAUGUGUGA
This is a messenger RNA of Tupaia belangeri chinensis (Chinese tree shrew), 2814 nucleotides long. It is a transcript of the gene CPT1C, whose product is annotated as carnitine palmitoyltransferase 1C. Lineage: Eukaryota; Metazoa; Chordata; Mammalia; Scandentia; Tupaiidae. Gene Ontology annotation, biological process: fatty acid metabolic process; carnitine metabolic process. The coding region runs from base 329 to 2695 and encodes 788 amino acids. The transcript is spliced from 19 exons. Gene Ontology annotation, molecular function: carnitine O-palmitoyltransferase activity. The record is from RefSeq and is a predicted model, not a curated record. Gene Ontology annotation, cellular component: mitochondrion.